AUGGACGUGGCUGUAAAGCAGGAAAUCAAUGGAUCACCAUUGCCUCAGCGUCCUCAACAGCAGCAACAUGGUGGUACCCCGGGACCAAUGCAUGGUAAUAACCAACCCGGUCCCGAUCAGCAUGGCCCUGGCGGAUCAGCCAACAAGAAUAUGAACAGAAAUAAUCGCAACAAUAGCAAGAACCGACCCAGUAUGCCGAUUCGCAAUCGCGGUCCGGGUGGUGUUGGCGGUGGCGGCGGCGGCGGUGGUAACAGUAACAAUGGAGGUCCAGGCAACAAUCGUCCCGGCAAUAAUGGAGGAAAUCCUCAGCAAAUGGGCGGAGAAGACUUCGUUCCUAACCAACAUCAAAACCGUGGAGGCAUGAAUCGUGGCAACAAUCGCGGUGGAAAUGAUAUGGACAACAAUUUCGGCGAUCGUCGUCGCGGUGGUAGUGAAGCAUACUUCAUCAGCGAGAAACUUCGAAUGCUCGCCGGUCCUUUGCUGGAAAUCCCUCCGAUUGAGGCACAUGACGCCAAAUUUUCUGGUCGUAAUCGGCUGUACGUCGGUAAUUUGACAAACGAUGUAACGGAAGAGGAGCUAAUGGAAAUGUUCAAACCGUUUGGUGAAAUUAACGAGGUGUUCAUGAACAAGGAGAAAAACUACGCCUUCGUGCGUGUAGAUUAUUUCUCUAAUGCAGAAGAAGCAAAGCGAAGCCUCGACGGUACUACGCGCAAGAAUCGUGUGUUGCGCGUACGAUUUGCUCCGAAUGCGACUGCAAUUCGAGUGAAGAAUUUGACACCGUACGUAACGAAUGAGCUGUUGUACAAAUCGUUCGAGGUGUUUGGACCGCUCGAGCGAGCAGUUGUGCAGGUGGAUGAGCGUGGUAAGCCAACCGGAGAGGGUAUUGUAGAGUUCAAGAACAAACCCGGCGCAUUGGCAGCUAUCCGAUUCUGCACAGACAAAUGCUACUUCCUCACGACGUCACUGCGGCCAGUUAUUGUGGAGCCGUACACAUAUCAGGACGACAAUGACGGUCUGCCUGAAAAAUCUCUCAAUAAGAAGCAGAGUGAAUUUUUGAAAGCGCGCCAGCAAGGACCGCGCUUCGCAGAGCACGGAUCGUUCGAGUUCGAGUAUGGACAGCGUUGGAAGCACAUGCACGAGUUGUUUAAGCAGAAAGCUGAAUCACUGAAGCGUGAGAUGAUCAUGGAAGAAGAAAAGUUGGAAGCACAGAUGGAGUACGCUCGAUUCGAGCAGGAAACCGAACAGCUGCGAGAGCAGCUGCGUCAACGCGAAAUGGAUCGUGAUCGGCAAAAAGCCGAAUGGGAAAUGAAGGAGCGUCAGGUGCAGGAAGCGCGUCAGCGCAAUGAUAUCCAGAUGAAAACCGAUAUUGAAGAAAUGACCAACAGAAUCAAACGGUCGGAUGAAGAAUUACAUCGCAGACAAAAAGAAAACACUAUGUUCAUGCAGAACCGCCAGAUGAUGGAACAACAGCAAAUGAACGACAUGGGCAUGGGAAGCGGCGGCGGAGGUGAUGCCGGUGGUGGUAUCGACAACCGCCGCAACUUCGACAUGAUGAACCAAGGAGGCGGCAAUGGUAACUUCGGCAAUAUGGAACCGACUGUCCGAGAUUACGAUCACGGUCAAAACCGACCGACUCGGUUCGACGAUGGACCGCAACCACAGCAACAGCAACAACAACAGCAGCAGCAGCAACAGCAGCAAAUGCAUCAGCAACAGCGUGGCAACAAUUUCGGAGGCAAUCGUAACAAUUGGAUGAAUAAUACGCCUGAUCGUCGAUUGAACAGUGAUGAUUUCCAAAACAAGCGUAGACGCUUCUAA
Messenger RNA from Anopheles marshallii, 1818 nucleotides. Its product is annotated as hrp65 protein-like. Bases 1 to 1818 code for a protein of 605 amino acids. Gene Ontology annotation, cellular component: nucleus. The transcript has 5 exons. Gene Ontology annotation, molecular function: RNA binding. Gene Ontology annotation, biological process: regulation of DNA-templated transcription. The record is from RefSeq and is a predicted model, not a curated record. NCBI's taxonomy places the organism in Eukaryota, Metazoa, Arthropoda, Insecta, Diptera, Culicidae.